Molecule: messenger RNA, 2703 nt
Organism: Neoarthrinium moseri
Lineage: Eukaryota; Fungi; Ascomycota; Sordariomycetes; Amphisphaeriales; Apiosporaceae
Exons: 2
Coding region: 1-2703 (900 amino acids)
Molecular function (GO): ATP binding; ATP hydrolysis activity
Source: RefSeq, a predicted model, not a curated record
AUGGCUCGGACCAAGCAGAUUGGUCGAAGCGGAAGGGGCAAAGUGACUGGCCGAGGACACAAUGCCCCACGUCGGACUAAGCGCCAUUACGGUGAUGAAGAUGGCUUCGUGGAGGCCCAGAAGAAAGCCGAGCGGCGCGAGAGAAUCUUGGCAGAUCGACGUCGCAUCGAGGCGAAAUGGCGUCCCAAGAUUCCAGAGGCCAAGAAGGUCAACUUUGAAGACUUUAAAAAUCAUUUUCAAGAAAUUGAAGAGCCGGAAUACGCCAUUGAAGUCCUGAUGGCUGCCCCCAACCUUCAGGCACAGAUCAGACGCGAACAAGGACUACGGCGCAAGGAGCACCUGACACGCAUGAGGGAGAGUUGGAUGUACGAGUAUGGCUACCCAGCUCCUUAUGUCCAUCAGCCCGAAAAGGCUGCGGAGCAGAGAGCCAGGAGAGAGAAGAGAAACGAUGCAUCUCAGCUCUCGGGGUCGCAGAUGCAUCGGGUCCGUAUCCAGUCGCAGCCCGUCCUGGGUCACCUGACCUCCUUACUCAAUGAGUCGUUCAAACGAUCUACACCGCGGACUUUUGUUCGCCCUUUCAAGGCUCUGGUAUACUUCCAGCCCAAGAUGAAGGCCAUUCUUUCCACUCUCGAGGAGAAGUGGGGAGACGUCGAAGAGCUGGGUGAUGUCUCUGGGAAAGGCACAGAUUGUCCUGACGACAUCGAUGUUAUUGAGAAGCCCAACCAUUCUUCAGCUUCUAUGUUGGAGGAUGAGAAUGGCAAUGAGAACCAAACUAUCGAAGAUGGUGAUGAUGACGAUGACAACAAGUCCAUCCAAUCAGUCGAUUCAAAUGCUGAUGACAUAGAAAAUGUAAUGGACGGCACGGAAGCACUGCGGGACAUGCGCUGCUAUGUGGAAUUUGUGGACAAGGAAAUCAUGCCUCUAUACCAUCAGUUUGAUGGAAAUGCCGCUCCCAAGGUCAAAUUUGACGACCUGUGGGCCUUGUUCCGUGUCGGGGACCUCAUCUAUAUGCCUGCUGCGAGCGAGUCGGGUGGCCGCUAUCACGAAGUGUGGCGCAUCUACCGAGUAAAGACGCCUGAAGUAGAUACCUCGUAUCCGGAGUCUGGAUGGGAGUUCUUUGCCGACGAAUUCCAGGAAACAAAGUCUGACCGCUUCAAGAUCUACGCUUAUUACAUCGACCAUGACGGCACGGGCUUUGGUGCCGUGCGCCACACUUUUGAGAUCGAAACCUUUCCUGGAGAACGAGCCGUGGAUAGCCUUGAAGUUUUCCCCAUCCGGUAUUGGGAAGACCACGAGAAUGUGCUCCACUCACUGAAAGCUCAGGGGAGGAGUUUCCAAAAAUUCCUUGAAGCCAGCGAUCGCCAUCAAUCAUACUCUGCUUGGACACUGACUCGCAACCCGCCGAACGACUCCGAGUUUGAAGAUGAAGAGGUAGGGGAGAUCCUUCGAGACGAAAAGGGUGAUAUGAUGCGGCACCCUGAGUUCGUUGAAAGCGACGUUAUUGUGGAUAUGACCGAGGCCUACCAAAGAAACCCGGACUGGCGGCCCCAGUUCCACAGCCCAUCUCUGACGAAGUCGAUCCGCUGCAAUGCCGAGGAGGAUUCUAUGGCUGUUCAGCAAUGGUUUGAUGGCGCACGCAACAGGCUCGCCUUCUCUAGCCCUGAGAUGGUCCAAACGCUGGAUGGGGUAGAGACUUGGCAGCGUCGCGAGAACCUCAAUCUCGACCAGUUUCUCCGUCAAAGAGUCCGCGGAACUCGUCAUUAUGAGAAGGAUCCGAGCGCCCUAAGCCUACGCGACGAAGAUCUUGUCUUACUUCCUAAGCUUUCACAUUUCCAAAAGAAGGUGCUUGAGCGUCGCUAUGCUGAGGUGCCGACGGAGGGACCAAGCCAGGAUAUCAUCCAGGGUAAAGGCCGAGGCUUGGUCGUUCUUUUGCAUGGUGUUCCAGGGGUAGGCAAGACAGCCACCGCCGAGGCUGUGGCAGUGGAGAACCGCAAGCCCCUGUUUGUUAUCACCUGCGGCGAUCUUGGUUUGACGCCCUCCGAGGUCGAGACAUCGUUGAUCAAUGUCUUCCGUCUGGCCCAUUUGUGGGACUGCGUGCUCCUGCUUGACGAAGCUGACGUGUUCCUGACGCAAAGAUCCAAAGACGACAUGAACCGCAAUGCCCUCGUUUCUGUGUUUCUGCGGGUGUUGGAGUACUACAACGGUCUUCUCUUUCUGACAACCAACCGCGUAGGCAGCAUCGACGAUGCCUUCAAGUCGCGCAUUCACAUGUCGCUGUACUAUCCUCCACUUGACAAGACACAGACCCGCGAUAUCUUCCGUCUCAAUAUCACCAAGCUUCGCGAGAUAGAGAGACAGCGCUGCACCAUGACUGGCGAUAAGCCUUUGGUCAUCAAAGACGACGAGAUCCUUGCAUUCGCUUCAAAACACUACGAAGACAAUGCGCGUUUAACAGCCUGUUGGAACGGCCGGCAAAUCCGGAACGCCUUUCAAGUGGCCUCGAGCCUGGCGCAUUACAAGUAUCUUGGCGAACUCGAGGCUGCACGACGUUGCGGCCAGGCACCACCUGCUGGUCCUGUGUUGGAUCGGUCAUUGUUUGAGAAGGUUCAGAUGUCAACUGUAAGCUUCGACAAGCACAUGCAGGAGAGUCGUGGCUUCGACGUGGACUUGCCUUUGCGGAAUGCUUUCAAAACUAUGCAUUGA